Symphalangus syndactylus (siamang) is the source of this 4668-nucleotide messenger RNA. It is a transcript of the gene POLR2E, whose product is annotated as RNA polymerase II, I and III subunit E. Gene Ontology annotation, biological process: tRNA transcription by RNA polymerase III; transcription elongation by RNA polymerase I; transcription by RNA polymerase II. The record is from RefSeq and is a predicted model, not a curated record. Gene Ontology annotation, cellular component: RNA polymerase III complex; RNA polymerase I complex; RNA polymerase II, core complex. NCBI's taxonomy places the organism in Eukaryota, Metazoa, Chordata, Mammalia, Primates, Hylobatidae. Gene Ontology annotation, molecular function: DNA binding.
AAGGCUCGGGCUGCCCUUGGCGCUGCCGAUCCCAGACGUUGCUGCAUUCAGGCAUUCGCCGACGACAGCCCAGCGCGGGGCGGGGUUAGGUGGAGGGGGCCUGAGUCGGAUUCGGCGCAGGGGCAUUCCGCGCGGGUUCUCUCGCACGCGUAAGGGGUGCGAGCGCCGGCGGCCAUGGACGACGAGGAGGAGACGUACCGGCUCUGGAAAAUCCGCAAGACCAUCAUGCAGCUGUGCCACGACCGUGGCUACCUGGUGACCCAGGACGAGCUUGACCAGACCCUGGAGGAGUUCAAAGCCCAAUUUGGGGACAAGCCGAGUGAGGGGCGGCCACGGCGCACGGACCUCACCGUGCUGGUGGCCCACAACGAUGACCCCACCGACCAGAUGUUUGUGUUCUUUCCAGAGGAGCCCAAGGUGGGCAUCAAGACCAUCAAGGUGUACUGCCAGCGCAUGCAGGAGGAGAACAUCACGCGGGCCCUCAUCGUGGUGCAGCAGGGCAUGACACCCUCUGCCAAGCAGUCCCUGGUCGACAUGGCCCCCAAGUACAUCCUGGAGCAGUUUCUGCAGCAGGAGCUGCUCAUCAACAUCACGGAGCACGAGCUAGUCCCUGAGCACGUCGUCAUGACCAAGGAGGAGGUGACAGAGCUGCUGGCCCGAUAUAAGCUCCGAGAGAACCAGCUGCCCAGGAUCCAGGCGGGGGACCCUGUGGCGCGCUACUUUGGGAUAAAGCGUGGGCAGGUGGUGAAGAUCAUCCGGCCCAGUGAGACGGCGGGCAGGUACAUCACCUACCGGCUGGUGCAGUAGCUGCCACCUGACAGCCCCUAGAGGCGGACACACAGGCAGUGACCCCCAUCCCUGCAGGACGAACGCCCCUGCCCUGCCAGAAUCCGGCCCCCCAGCUCUCCUGGCUGCUGCUCCUCUGGACUCCCCAAGGCAGGUGGCCUCCACCCAAGUUCUCCUGUCCUGGGGUGAGGCUUCCUGUGGCCCAGCUUGCCCCAUUCACCUGUGGAUUUGUGUGAGAUGCAGCCUCAGAAGGGACGAGGCCCCCAGAGGGAGGUCACCUGGGCGGGGGGUGGGCAGCUGGUGCCGGGUCCUCACCCAGACCACUCUGGGUCCCCUCUGUUGGCGGUUUGGGGUCUGGGUCUCCCACCAGCCACUGCUUCCUUCUGGGCUGUCAGCCUUCUACCCCUCGUCUUCCCUCCCUCGGGGGCCCUGACGCGUGGUGGUCCCCGCCCAGCCUCGGCUCCUUCCUCCAUUCACAGCCGUGCACGCGCUCAAGCCACCAGGGUGCGAGAUUCCAGCCCUGGACUUCAGUUGUAGGAGGUUGGGUGUUUUCAAACGUUAAAGAUGUUUUGAGCAAAUAAAUUUGCUUGAUAGAGAAACCAGGCCGACUAACAAGGUUUUCAGCAGGUGGCCUUACCUCAGCCCAAGCACACGAGGUCAGCUUGGCAGGUGCGCCCUCCUUGCGCUGGCUUUCUCUGGCUUCAGGGGUCAGUGCCUCCCCAGGCCCUUGCCCUGCCCUCCCACUUCGUGCUCCUGGAUCAGGUGUGAGCAUGUCUGUCUCUCUUCCCUUCCCGUGCGUGAGGGUGUGGCGUUCUCUGUCUUGUGCAGCUGUGGUUUGUGGCCAGUUCCUCGUAUAGAUGUUUGGGAUCUGGCUCUACUUCCCCCUUUGCUUACUGUCUGAUUUCAGAAGGCCUCGCCUGCCCAAGUUUAACCUAGCCGCAUGUGUUUAUUUCACAACAGCUUUAUUAAGAUGUAAUUCAUCUUUGUGCGAUUGGUGGUCUAUCAUGUGCCCGCUGUUCUGUGGAGCAGGGUCCCCAGAUCCCUGGGCCAUGGACAGCGUGUGUGAUGGGGACAGUGCUUCCCCUUCUCUCCAAAUGGACUUUUUUCAAAAUUGUCUUGGCCAAAGCAAGCCAGACACAAAGGGUACUGAUGUCACUUCUAGGAGGUCGCUAGAGUCAUCAGAGACUGGAAGUAGGAUGGGGGCUCCAGGGGCUGGGGAGGGGGGGUGGGGACAGUGUGUGUCAUGUGCACAGUCUUUUUUUUUUUUUUUUUUGAGAUGGAGUCUCCCUCUGUCGCCCAGGCUGGAGUGCAGUGGCGCAAUCUCGGCUCACUGCAAGCUCCGCCUCCCGGGUUCACGCCAUUCUCGUGCCUCAGCCUCCGGAGUAGCUGGGACUACAGGCGCCCGCCACCACGCCUGGCUAGUUUUUUGUAUUUUUAGUAGAGACGGGGUUUCACCGUGGUCUCGAUCUGCUGACCUCGUGGUCCACCGGCCUCGGCCUCCCAAAGUGCUGGGAUUACAGGCGUGAGCCACGGCACCCGGCCAUGUGCAGUCUUAUUUUGGGAAGAUGAGAAAAUUCUGGAGGUGGCCAGGUGUGGUGGCUCACGCCUGUAAUCCCAGCACUUUGGGAGGCCGAGGUGGGCAGAUCACCUGAGGUCAGGUGUUUGAGACCAGCCUGGCCAACAUGGCAAAACCCCGUCUCUACUAAAAAUACAAAAAUUACCUGGGCGUCGUGGCACAUGCCUGUAAUCCCAGCUACUUGGGAGCUGAGGCAGGAAAAUCAUCUGAACCCAGAAGGUGGAGGUUGCAGUGAGGCUUAAGUGGGGAGGAUUGCUUGAGCUCAGGAGUUAAAAGACCAGCCUGGGCAACACAGAGAAACCCCCACCUCUACAAAAAGAUUACCCGGGCACAGUGGCUCACACCUGUAAUCCCAACACUUUGGGAGGCUGAGGCGGGAGGAUCAUUUGAGCCCAGGAGGCCAAGGCUGCUGUGAGCUACGAUUGUGCUACUGUACUCCAGCCUGGGCCACAGGGUCACACCCUGUCUCAAAAAAAAAAAUGCAGUUCCACAGGCGCAUGUGUCACGUUUCCAGUGCUUGGUGGCCAUGUGGGGCUGGCGUUCGGAACCUUAGAGCUAGAGAACACGUCCGUCAUCUGGAACGUUUUCCUGGACUGCAGGUGAACAUGACGUGGUCAUUCGAUGCCCGUCUGCACAGCCUAUGGUGAAGACCACCUGGGCUCCCACCUCGUGGGGCCCCAUGGCGGGGGCUUCCCUUCCUCACACAUCCCUCCCCUGGGAGGAGGCCCUGGGCCACGCUACGGGGCUCUCUCUGUCCCCUUCUUCCAAGCUCGCAGCUGCCACAGAAAACAGACCCGAUUAACAACUUUAUUUCAGCAAAAUAAACAUGCCUGUGAAAGAACUACACGGUGGCUUCCGAGAGACCCCACUGUGUACCUAAGCCCCAGUGGCCACACCUGCUGUUCUGGAAAAGGGAGUCCAGGGCCAGUGUUCAGGCCCUGCUGUACUGCACCCUGGAAACUGCACCCAACCCCAGCCUCCACCCCCAACCACGCCUCCCAGAAUGGUUUCUGGAGUCCCUGCAACAGACCUGUGAGGAGAGGGCGUGGCAGGGCCUGCUGUCCCUGUGAUGACCAGGGGGAUGCGCCGGGCAGGGACAGCUUCCUCCAUCCAUACAGCCUUGUGGGCACCGACAAGGCCACUGCGACUUCACAAGACAGCAGUGUCCCCAGCUCAGCUGAGCUCACACUCCUGUGCCCCAAGGCCCUGGUGCUCCUGGAAGCCUCUGGGAGGAGGUGCAUGCUGGUGGGACAUCAAAGUCCAGGUGCUCUCGGCAGCGACCCCAGGACGGCACAGCUAAGCUAUGCCGUGGUUCAGGGGACACGCUGGAGGGACAGGAGCAGGCAAGAGAAGCCACCUGUGGUCCCAGCCCCACCCCAGCUCACACGAAUUCCGGCUGCCUCUCCCUGCAGGAGCCCAGCGUGAUCCGCCCGCCACAGAGCCUCACGGGGGGCAGUGGGGUCUGCAGCACGUUGUUGGACUGGUUGGUAUUGAAUCCUGAGAGCUGCUGGGCCGGGCCGUCCUCGUCCUCGUCCCUGUCCCCGUCCUCCUGGGCCGUGGUCUCCAGCUGCUCCUCACUGCCGCUGUGGCUGCCAGAAGCCUCCUCUAGGCUGGCCUCGCUCUGCUGCUGCUCCAGGAAGCUGAGGUGGCGCAGGGCACUGGCCUCCGAUGAGGACAGCAGCUCAGAGGCCUCCUCUAGGUCCGAGUCUGAAUCGUUGGACACAACUCGGGAUUCUGAGAAAGGGAGACAGAGAUGGAGGAGAGAGAUGGAAGGGAGAUGAGAGAGACAAGGGGAGUGACAGACAUGAUGGAGGGGGGAGGGGAGGAGGAGGAGGGGAGAGAGGAGGAGAAGGCGGGGGAGGAGGAGGAGGAGGGGAGAGAGAAGGGGAGAAACAGGGAAGGAGAAAGGAGAGGGGUGUUGAUAGGGUCUGGCUCUGUGUCCCCACCCAAACCUCAUCUUGUAGCUCCCAUAAUUCCCACAUGUUGUGGGAGGGACCUGGUGGAGAAUGGUUGAAUCAUGGGGUCUUUUCCUGGGCUGUUCUUGUGACAGCAAACGUGUUGUGGGAGGGACCUAGUGGGAGACCGUUGAAUCGUGGAGGUGGGUCUUUCCUCGGCUAUUCUCGUGAUAGUAAAUGGGUUUCACAAGAUCUGAUGGUCUAAAAACUGGAGUUUCCCAACACAAGCUCUCCCUUUGCCUGCCGCCAUCCAUGCAAGACGUGACUUGCUCCUCCUCGCUUUCUGCCAUGAUUGUGAGGCCUCCCCAGCUACAAGGAACUGUAACUCCAUUAAACCUCUUUUGCAAAUUG